Anastrepha obliqua is the source of this 2021-nucleotide messenger RNA. RefSeq names its product maltase A1-like. Lineage: Eukaryota; Metazoa; Arthropoda; Insecta; Diptera; Tephritidae. The record is from RefSeq and is a predicted model, not a curated record. Bases 61 to 1812 code for a protein of 583 amino acids. Gene Ontology annotation, biological process: carbohydrate metabolic process. The transcript is spliced from 6 exons.
ACCCCACGGUUGUUUAUAGAAAUUAUACUUAGAGUCAACGUUAAGAAAGUGAGCAUUGAAAUGCGUACGGUAAACACAUUGUUGUUGGCGGUGCUUUCCCUUCUCGCCGUAUUUACCACCACCAUACACAGCAAGGAGUGGUGGGAGAACGGCAAUUACUAUCAAAUUUAUCCACGUUCAUUUCGGGAUAGCGACGGCGAUGGCAUUGGAGAUUUGAAUGGCGUUACCGAGAAACUGCAAUACUUAAAGGAUAUCGGCUUUACGGCUGCUUGGCUUUCGCCCAUCUUCAAGUCACCUAUGGCCGAUUUCGGUUAUGAUAUCGCCGACUUCUACCAGAUUCAUCCAGAGUACGGCACCAUGGAAGAUUUCGAAAAUAUGAUCAAGAAAGCCAAAGAGGUCGGUAUCAAGAUUAUAUUGGACUUUGUGCCGAAUCACUCCAGCGAUGAAAAUGAAUGGUUCACUAAGUCGGUCGAUGGUGAUCCAGCAUAUGCCGACUUCUAUGUCUGGCACAAUGGCAAAAUUAAUGAAACCACCGGCGAGCGGGAACCACCCAGUAAUUGGGUGAGCGCGUUCCGUUACACUGCCUGGGAGUGGAAUGAAGUACGUCAGCAGUACUAUCUGCAUCAAUUCGCUAUCAAACAGCCUGAUCUCAACUACCGCAACCCUGCCGUCGUGGCCGAGAUGAAAAAUGUUAUGCGUUUCUGGCUAGGCAAAGGCAUUUCAGGUUUCCGCGUUGAUGCUAUACCCUAUCUUUUUGAAAAAGAGCUGGAUCGCUAUAACAACUACCCUGAUGAGCCCGUAAUCGAUGAUGUCAGCAGCUGUCCUGAUCCAGACGAUGGCUGCCACUUGCAGCACAUAUACACACAGGACCAGCCCGAAACUUUCGAUAUGGUUUACCAGUGGCGUACAUUGGCCGAGGAAUUCAAGAAAGAGCAUGGCGGCGAUACACGCAUACUGCUCACCGAAGCCUACACCAGUUUCGAUAACAUUUUGCGUUUCUAUGGCAAUGGCGUGCUGAACGGCUCACACAUUCCAUUUAAUUUCGAUUUCUUAACAAAUGUUGUGAACAACACAAGAGCGCCAGUGGUGGUGGAGCAUAUCGAGAAGUGGCUGAACUCCAUGCCGGAGGGUGUGUAUGCCAAUUGGGUGUUGGGCAACCACGAUAACAAGCGGAUGGCUUCGCGUUUCGGUGUGCAGCGUGCAGAUCUUUUCAACAUACUUUUGCAAACUUUGCCCGGCAAUGCGGUGACUUACAAUGGAGAGGAGCUUGCUAUGACCGAUGUGUACAUUAGCUGGGAAGACUCUGUUGACCCCCAGGCCUGUAAUGCGAAUCCAACUACGUACUACGCUGUCUCUCGUGAUCCAGCGCGCACACCUUAUCAAUGGGAUGCAUCACCAAAUGCCGGUUUCACCUCGGGUGACCACACAUGGCUUCCUGUGUCCGCUGACUAUAAACAAAACAACGCACUGGCACAGCUACGUGCACCACAAUCGCAUUUACAAGUAUUCAAAAAGUUGAUACGCCUGCGCAAGGAGCCAUCAUUCCAAGAUGGUGAACUCAAAAUCAAAGCGAUCGACGACGAUCUCAUCGUUUACUCACGUCAACAAUCUGGCAGCGACCUUUAUGUGAUCGUGCUAAACUUGGGCGCUACUGAUAAGUCGCUAAACGUAAACGAUCACUACUCAUUGGGUAGCCAAGCAGAGGUGAUCACAACUUCCAUACAAUCGCAAUACAACGAUGGCGACAUCAUCGAUCCUACCACAUUCAAGGCAGAGGCUUAUGUAGGCACUGUCCUAGUCGCGGUUUCGUGAAUUUAACCAAUAGAAUAAGUACAGAGUAUUAUUUUCUUAACGUAAGAUAAGCAACAGCAAUCACUCAUUACAAGCGGACAAAUUAAAAACUAGCUUAAGAUGCAUACACAUACGUAACUACACAUAUAAAUAUAUUAAAAUUUAUUUUAAAAAAUAUUUAAUAAAAAACAAAUGUAAUCCAAUGUCGUACAUAAAGGGUUUUCCAAUAA